Exophiala aquamarina CBS 119918 is the source of this 708-nucleotide messenger RNA. Its product is annotated as haloacid dehalogenase, type II. The record is from RefSeq and is a predicted model, not a curated record. Gene Ontology annotation, molecular function: hydrolase activity, acting on halide bonds, in C-halide compounds. Bases 1 to 708 code for a protein of 235 amino acids. The transcript has a single exon. Lineage: Eukaryota; Fungi; Ascomycota; Eurotiomycetes; Chaetothyriales; Herpotrichiellaceae.
AUGGCAAAUCCCAGGAUCAAAGUGGUCUUGUUUGACUUCAUGGGAACAUGCCUCGACUGGCACAGCGGAGUCCUCAAAGCCUUACCACAAUUAAUCCCCGAGGCGGAGAGGUCAAAACUCGCUUUGAAAUGGCGUCACGAUUAUUUUGACGCAAAUGCAGCCCGCCUGGCUUCAAAGCAGCCUCCCGAAGACAUCGACAUCACGCUACGGAACACUCUGGAUGCAUUAUUAGAAGAGAAGCCAGAAUUAAAAGAGUUAUUCACCGAGAAAACAAAGAAUUCGUGUGUCGUAGCAUGGCACUCUAUGCCAGCGUGGCCAGACGUCCCCAAAGCCAUCGAUCAGCUGAAGGCUGCAGGAUAUGAGGUUUAUGUUCAUGCGAAUGGAACGACACGGCUGCAGCUGGAUCUGUGUAGAUCAUCGGGAUUGUCAUUCAACAUGCUGUUUUCAAGCCAAUUGUUAGGAGUGUACAAGCCAGCUCCGGAGAGUUACCAGAAGGUGGUGCAAUUGGUGAAAGUGAACCCGGAAGAGAUUGUUCAGGUCGCUGCACAUGCCUACGACACUCGAGGUGCGAAGGAUGCUGGCAUGAGAACGGUGUACGUACAUCGAUGGACCGACGAUAUCAACGAAGACAUGGAAGUCGUCCGAGGCGAGAAUGACUCCUUCUUAGAAGACAUGACAGAUCUUGCAGCAGUUAUCGGGCAGCUCUAA